AUGAGGAAAGCUGAGGUGCAAAUGACCCUGAAAAAAGGGGCAGAUGAAGCAAUGGCACCCCCAAGCCCCAUCAUCCCCCCCAAACGGUCCAAAGCCAGCCUGGAGCAAGUUGUCCCAGAACCUCGAGGACCCGGUCUUCCCACUCCAACUCCUCCUGUUUUUGUUCGCAAAAUGAGGAACGCCGCUGUGGGGACGGGAUGCGACAUCCGCCUCAAAGUGACUGUGGCUGGAGACCCUCAGCCCUCCCUGUAUUGGUACCACAACGAUGAGCUACUCAACAUGGAGAACCAGGAGUAUGGAGGACUCUGGAUUAGGGAUUGCAAACCAAGUGAUGCUGGUCUCUACACCUGUAUCGCUAAUAAUCACCUGGGAGAGGCCCGGAGCAGUGCUGUGCUUGCCGUCUUGGAUCUGGGUGAAGAGUCUGACACAACAGAAGAUGAAGGUGAAGACCAACUUGAGACCAAAGAGGAGGGUGGGGAUGUUGAGGACCAGGCUGUGCAUACAGGUAUCAUGACAGACGAAUGUCCAGGAGAUGAAAAUAGAGCACAUGGACAUGACGAUCACUCAAACACAACCAGGAGCCAAUCAGAUCAUUUUUCAAGAGAAUCUCCCCCAGAAGUCCUCCCACCCCCGUCCCCUAGACUCAUCAAACGUACCUCCACCUCUCCAAUGCCAAGUCGCUCUGGUUCAACGACACCUCUCAGCUCACGGAAGAAAAUUGUUUCCCCAACUGAGUACCAAGACACAGUGCCGGGGGAGUUUGAAGAAAAGGUUAAGCAGCCAAAAUCUGUAACACAAAGUAGCACCCAGGACUCCCGGCCACAGACUCCUAUGAGCGAGCACUCCCGUAAAGAGUUCACGACCAGACCAUCCCCAAAGCUAACCAGAGCAAGUUCAAAGGUGUUCGAGAAGGUUCGUGGCUUAGAGGAGCGAAGACGAAGCCUUGAUAUUCCAGAGGGUUCCAUUUCAGGAAGAUCUUGGGCUGGGUUCAACCGUGCUGGAUCUGUAGAUUCAGAUGAUGGAGGAAGCCGGUUGGGCAUCUCUAGAGAAAGUUCUCGGGAGGAUCUAAGGGAAGCGUUGAAAGAAGAUGCUGCUGAACGUAGAUCUAUGUUUAGACAGAGAGCUGCUUCGCUGGAGGAGAAACCUCGCGUCUCCCAAAAAGUUCAGGACAUCGAGAACAAGUUCACAGAGGAACUCCAGCGCAUCAAGAAACUUGUCGGCAAACCUCAUCUGAAAAAGUCAUUCUCGACAGAACAGCUCACUCUGAGGGGCAAGCAGCGCCAGCCUCUCAGGAAAAUUGAACCUAUUCCUCCACAAGUCCUUCAGAAGCUCCAAGAAAGGGAACGAGCCCAGUGGGCGAAGGAACAGAGAGAAAAGGAACUAAAUCAGCAACCAAUGCAGCAACAACAAUCCCCGACCCAAAGGAUAGCAGGCACGGGUUCAACAAGUGUAACAGUCAGUAGAUUUGGAGAGGUUGCCGGCACCCCAGAGUCCAUGCAGUUAUCUGACUUACCGGGACAACGAUCAGUGAGAGAGUUAAGUAGAGUCAGUCCAGUUACAGAGAUCAUCCAGAGAUCAUCCUCACCAGCUUUAUACCAUCAGCAAAGGGAAGGGUCACCGAGUAGGAAUGUUGCUGAGAUGACAUUACGCAAGGUUGAACGAAGGCCCCCAAGUCCGCUUGUACAAAGAGUAUCUCGAAUGCAAGAAUCCCAGCACAUCCCAGAAUCUCAAAAGGACGAGCCUUCAGGAAGAAAGACUCCAAUAGAAGUCGUACUGAGAAAAAUAGAAAACAGACCUGAAAGUCCACUGGUACAAAAAAGAGGAAUAAUCGCGCAAGAUUUUCCAACUCAGCCUCCUUCAAAACCCCCGAGGAUGUCACCACUCAGCCCAACAGAGGAGAAAAUGGAAGUGGAGCAAUCUAAACCAGCCUUAAAAAUAAAGAUCCCAGCAAUUAUUGUUGAAGAUGAAAAGAUGGAAGAAGAUGCUCCCAUGAAGGCAAGUGAACCUCAGCAGACUAGUACCAGCACCAUAGAGGGACAACAGCCAAAGACCAAAGCUAAGAAGCGUCGACCUCGACCCUUGUCUCCAGAGUUAGACUCUUCAGAUGAUUCUUACGUGUCUGCUGGAGAAGACCCCAUGGAGGCCCCUGUGUUUGAGUUUUCCCUGCAGGAUGCUGUAGCAUCUGCUGGAGCAGAUGUGCAACUCAAAUGCAUAAUAGCUGGAAACCCCAUACCUGAAGUUACCUGGAUGAAAGACAACACAGGAAUCACCGGGAUUACAAAUUACAUGGUCAAAGUGGAAGGAGAACGUCACAGUCUGUUCAUCAAAUCAGCAAGAGUAACAGACGGGGGGAAAUACUGUGUAACUGCCGUCAAUCAGAUGGGCAGGGCGUCGAGCUGUGCCACCCUCAUAGUUAAACCAGAGUCCUUACAGGAGCCAAGAGGGAACCUGGGUGUGCCUAUGGAUAUCAGCAGUCCUAUCACAUCUGAUGAGGAGUAUCUCAGUCCCCUGGAGGAGGGCAUGGAUUUUGGAGGACCUGAGCCGAUGCGAAAUAUUGACUCACGGUUCAGAAGACCCCCUUCAUUCCUGGUCACCAUGAUCGAUCAAGCUGUCAUCGAAGGACAGGAAGUCACCAUGUCUGUCCGGAUAAGUGGGCAACCUAAGCCCAUGCUGUACUGGCUGAGGGACAGAGUUACAGUGAAGUCAGGCCCACGCCACAUUGUCCGGGAGACAGAAGAAGGCACUUUUGAAAUGACCAUCAAGUCAGCAGUAAAAUCCGACUCUGGGAUUUACACCUGUAAAAUUAUCAAUGAGUACGGGACGAAGCAGUGUGAAGGAAAGCUGGAAGUGAAAGCUCCACCAGUUGAGCCGGGUCUGGCUGUGAUCCGUCCGGUCAGGGACAUCACAGCCAAGGCCGGAGAGACCGUUCUGUUCGAGUGUCAUGUCAUGGGACCGAAGGACACUGACGUGGACUGGCUGGCAGAUGGGAGACUGAUCCAGCCGGCAUUGCUCAACUGUAAGAUGCACUUUGACGGAAGAAAGUGCCGCCUGCUGCUCAACUCGGUACACGAGGAUGACAGCGGGACGUACAUGUGCAAGCUUAGCACUGCUAAAGAGGAGGUGACAUCAUGCGGCAAACUCAAAGUCCUUCCAUCAAUUGAGCCUCUCUUCACUCGCAAGCUGGAUGUUCUGGAAGUGAUUGAGGGGCGUAACGCUCGAUUCGACUGCAAAGUCAGCGGGACGCCUGCUCCCAAAGUCAUCUGGAGUCACUUUGACCAUCCGCUCACAGAAAGUGAGGACAUCCGUAUUCUUCAGGAAGCCGGCCGCCAUUCUCUCAUCAUUUCCCAUGUGACCAAUGAGGAUGAGGGUUUUUACACCGUCACUGCCCAUAACCCACAUGGUGACGCAGAGAGCUCUGCAGAACUUUACAUACAAGAACCUCGGCCAGCCAUCUCCUCACAGAUGGCCAAACUGGAGAAGAUGCCGUCGAUCCCAGAGGAGCCAGAGGUCCCAGAGAACGAGGUGGAACGGUUCACGAUGCCAGACUUCAUCAAACCUCUUUAUGACCUGGAUGUGAUCGAGGGGAAGGAGGCUGUGCUCAAAUGUAGAGUGGCUGGUUUGCCAUAUCCAACCAUUGUCUGGUUCCACAACGGCAAAAGGAUUGAGAGCACAGAGGACAGAAAGAUGACGCAGUUCCGUGAUGUGCACAGCCUGGUGAUCCGCUCUGUGUGCCAUGCCCACGGUGGAGUCUACAAGAGUGUCAUCUCAAACAAAAUAGGCAAAGCCACCUGCUACGCUCAUCUCUACGUCACAGAUAUCCUCCCUGACCCUCCUGAUGGGACUCCAGUGAUAGAGUCCAUUACUGGUAAAACCAUCAUCUUAAGCUGGAAGAAACCAAGAAGACUGGACCCUUCAAUUGAUCCCAGCACCCUAAUGUAUGCCAUCCAACAACAAGCCCUGGGCUCCAUCCAGUGGACCAUCAUAGCUUCUGGCCUAAAGGAGACCAUCUACACUAUCACCACCCUCUCAAAAAACGUGCGCUAUGCCUUCAGGGUCCUGACCAUCACCUCCAAAGCCUUCAGCAAGCCCUCAACUGCUACCGACCCAGUGCAGCUCCUGGACAGAGGUGUCUAUCUUCAGGAGGCUCCAGUGAUUGUUGAUAAACCAGAAAUCGUAUAUGUGAUUGAAAACCAGUCAGUCACCAUCACCGUGACGCUCAAUCAUGUCAACGCUGCAGUCAUCUGGAAGAGGCGAGGAGUGGUCCUGUCCAGUAAGCCCGGUGUGUACGAGAUGACGAUGCCAGAUGACGACCAGCACACGCUGAAGCUGCUCAAAGUGAAGACUUCUGAUAUCGGAGAGAUGACGUAUGUGGCAUCCAACAAACAUGGCAGCGACAGCUGUACCUUCAAUGUGGAGUUAGCUGCUCCACCCACGUUUGAAACUAUCAUGGAGGACCUGGACGUUAGUACUGGAGAGACACCACGCUUUGCUGUGGUUGUGGAGGGAAAACCCAUUCCUGACAUCCUCUGGUUCAAGAAUGAUACCCUGCUGUCAGAGAGCAGUCAUUACACAUUUGUGUACGAUGAUAAUGAAUGUUCCCUGGUGGUCCUAAAUGCUCGUCCAGAGGACUCUGGGGUUUAUACCUGCACUGCAAGAAACUUGGCAGGAUCUGUGUCCUGUAAAGCUGAACUCACUAUUCAUCAAGCAAAAGCUAAAGAGAACACAUUAGAUGAUGAGGAGACCAUUCUAAGGAAAAUGCGCAGACUGACUGACUACUAUGACAUCCACAAGGAAAUAGGAAGAGGUGCGUUUUCUUAUGUGAAACGUGUUACCCAGAAGGCAGGCAAAAUGGAGUAUGCUGCGAAGUUUAUCUCCACCCGGGCCAAGAAGAAGGCGUCUGCGCUGAGAGAAAUGAAUCUGCUUUCCAAGCUAGACCACGAGAGGGUCCUUUAUUUUCAUGAUGCCUUUGAGAAAAAGAAUGCAGCCAUCAUCAUCACUGAACUAUGCCACGAGGAGCUGCUUGACAGAUUUACAAGGAAAUCUUCUAUAAUGGAGUCAGACGUGCGUUCAAGUAUAAGACAGCUGCUUGAGGGACUGGACUACCUUCAUCAUCUAAACAUCAUACACCUGGACAUUAAGCCUGAUAAUCUCCUCAUGGCCGACCCCCACGGUGAUCAGAUCAGGAUCUGUGACUUCGGCAACGCACUGGCAAUAACACCUGAUGAGGCUCAGUAUUGUAAAUACGGCACUCCAGAGUUUGUUGCUCCAGAAAUUGUAAAUCAGACCCCAGUGUCUAAGGCAUCAGACAUCUGGUCAGUUGGAGUUAUUGCAUAUCUGUGUCUGACAGGAGUGUCUCCCUUUGCUGGAGAGAAUGACCGCAGCUCUGUAAUGAACAUCAGGAACUAUAACGUGGCCUUCGAGGAAAACAUGUUUGCUGAUCUUUGCAGAGAGGCCAAAGGGUUCAUCAUAAAGCUGCUCGUAGCAGACAGGCUGAGACCUGAUACUCAGGAAUGUCUCAGACACCCCUGGUUCAAGACUCUCAAUAAAGGGAAGGCCAUAAACACUGAGGCCCUUAAGAAGUUUGUGUCUCGCAGAAAAUGGCAGCGCUCACUCAUCAGCUACAAAUCAAAAAUGGUCAUGAGGACGAUACCUGAGCUGCUGAACGAUUCGUCCAGUCACAUCUCCAUCGCAGUCCCAAGGCACCUUAAAGAAGGGUCACCUUUACCAUCAUCAUCCUCAGAUUCUGAUGAAGACCUCGAUGAACUGCCUUUUAUUCCAAUGCCACUCAACAUGGAGUUCUCUGGAUCCAGGAUGUCGCUGAAUGACAUCCAGACUAAUGAACAGGAAACAGGAAAACAAGAUGGCACAAGUAAAAGGUCCGCUCAAACUCCGGAGGCGAUGGAGUGUGAUCCUAAACAAAUGGAUAAAGAAGGGGUCGAUGUAACGGGUAAAGGACGCCAUCGGAAAAGGUCAUCACCAGACAACGACAAGGGCUCCUCAGAUGAAGAGGCUCCCGCUGAGCUGCCCCAGAAGUCCGAGCUGAGGAAACCCUUGAGAAGGGGUUCGAGCAUGGAGUCGGACAAACCAGAGGGAGGGCGACGGAGAGGGGAGCUACGACGGGGCGGCUCAGCUGACAGUGCUUUGCUGCUCCGGAUUACACCUGAGGAUGGCGCCGCAGAAGGAAACCAAGAGGAUGGCAGGAGAGUUUUGAAGAAAGCUGUCUCCAUGGAGCUACCCAGGAGGAGCACCAGCCCAGGAACUGUGAAGAUGAGUCAAGAGGACUACGCUCUCAAACUGGAGCUGAUGAGACAGCGUCUGCUCCGUGGAGGAUCUGUGGACAACAAGAUGAGCGGACUCAGAGGACCUCUGUUGGAAACAUUAGGAAUGGGUGAUGAAAAACGGGCAAUACCCUCGGAUCGGUACUCUCGUACUGCUCGUUUGGGCCCGACCCCCCUUAUUAGAGCUGCUUCUAGUGAUUCUGCGAGGGAUGACAUAUCCAAACCCAAAAUUUUGCGCAAAACUGCAUCUUUCAGUCAAGGAGAUUCAGAGCCUAUAGCUUUACAUCGUCGGUCAGGAGCUCCUUUGGAGAUUCCUUUGGCUCAGGUAGAAGAGAGGAGGCUGAAGGAGGCUAUAUCUAUGUCAUCACUCACCGAUCAGACCAAGUUCGAUUCCCGUCCAGUGACUCCCAGAGAGCCUUCACCAAAACCACCAACACCAGAGUCUGUUUUACAGGAAAGUCCAACCAAAACAGAAAGUGAGGAAUCAUUUAUGGAGAAAGAGAUGAAGACUGAUGACAGUAUGAACGAAAAGAUGGAUGGGCUGACUACAGAUAGUAACUUUGAUGAAAGAUCGAGUACAAGUGGCUUCUCGGAGAAGGACAUGAGCAUAUCAGAAGAACCGAUGAUUGAAUCAGAGUAUACGGGCCAGACGGUUCCCACACCUCCUCUCGUGGCCGAAAGCUCUAAACUAGAAGAAAAAAUGGAGGAGGAAGAGAAAGGAAAAGAGCAAGAAGAAAAGGAAGAGAUUAUGCAAGAAGAAGAAAGACCUGUGAGCACUGCUGAAUCACAUGCUAAGGAAGAUGAAGAAGUUUCUGAAAUGAAUGAAGAAGAAGAAGAAGUGAACAUGCCACCACCAUCCUCUGAUAUGAUCAUAAGCACAAGCUCAGUCAUGGUGAGACCAACGCAAGAGUCUCCUCAGCCCCCGACGAAUGUUGUGUCCACUUAUGUCACACCCUCGCUCCCUGCUCGAGUCGUUCUCCCAGAUGGAAGGAUGUCAGCCUACGCUAGUAUAAUGCAGACCAUCAUGGUCCCGUCACUUCAACCUGUGAAUGAACAACCUUCAGGCCAGUCCUCACCUAUAGCUGGAGACGCUUCGUCAUCACCCGUACCAACUGAAGCAGUUUUACGCCCAUCUUCACGCACUGGCAUGUCUCCUGCUCUGCCCGGUUCACCGAAGCCAAUCAUCGUCUCAACAACUGAGCACCCUGCUGUGUACUCACGAGUGGCCUCCCCAGAAAUGAUGACAAAAGAGCCCAGCCCACAAAGGACUCUCACACAUUCCCCACCACAACAAGAGCCCUCAGCGGGAAUGGACUUUCAAGACAUCACCUCCGAGGAGGUCUUCGAGGCCCGCUUCAAGAAACGUGAGUCCUCCCUCUCAAGGAGCCUGAAAUUCCUGUCAAGAUCAAAAAAUGAGGAGAAAUCACAAGCGACUUCAUCAGACUCCACAGAGUCAGGAGAGGAGGUAUACAGACCUGGGCCAGUUGGUGCACCAUUGGAAUUAGCAUCAAGGAGACUUGAGGAGAAGUCAAAGUCAGUCCAGGACCUUCGUGAAGCUCAAAAGGACCAAGGCUUCAUGAGAAGACUAUCUAUGCGGCUGAAGAGAACUCCAUCAACUGAGCGCAAGGAGGAACCGACAAAAGAAGAUGAUUCUUCAAGACGUAGGCUUUCUUGGACUCUCGGCCGCAGAGGAUCCCAGGAGAAGAAGGAAGUAGAGAUGAUGCACGUGGAUGGUGGAGGUGACGAAGAACAAGACGAAAAGGAUCUUAAGAAACCUAAUCAAUCUCCAGUGUUGGCAAUGCGAAGGAAAAUCGAAUCCACAGUGGCUGGAAUUUCUACCAGAAUCAGAAGCUACUCAGAGGAAAGAAGGGCAUCAGAGGACAAAGAAUCCAAGAGGACACCUAUUCUGUCCAUGCUUCGCCGUGCCACGUCCGAGAGCAGAGCUCCGAAGGUGGUCAGUGUUCCACAAAACCAGCUGGCAGCUCAGACCAGUAAUGGUGCCUCCUCAGAGUCUCUGGACUCGAUGUCCAGCAUGAAGUCAGACACAUUAAAAGGUGUUGAAGCUGAGCGUAGAUCCCGCUGGGAUCGAUGGGGCCUGACCAGAGGGAGACGAGACAAGACAGUGUCACAGCCCGACAUACCAACAGCAAUCUCCAGGGAAAACAGUUCCCUACGCUCACGCCAGUACUCCAAACUGGCUUCUGAUUUCCCUCCUGUGUUCCACAUCAAGCUGAGAGACCACGUCCUGCUGGAGGGAGACCCGGUCACGCUGAGCUGUCUGCCAGCCGGGAGCCCUCACCCACACAUCGCCUGGAUUAAAGAUAAGAAGCCUCUGCAAAUUGAUGCCAGGAUGAACCUGAUCGCCUGCCCUGAUGGUCGACAGCUGCUCAUGAUCAUGCAGACAACCAAGAAGGAUGCAGGAGUCUACGAAUGUGUGGCUACAAACCCCCUGGCUGUUGUGUCCAGCUCAUGCACAAUAUCGCUUGCUCGUCUGCCUAAUCGUCCUGGGACUCCUGAAAUACCUCAGAAGUACAACAACACAGCUCUGGUACUGUGGAGGCCCUCAGACACCUUGGCUCCCUGCACAUACUCUCUGGAAAGGAAAGCAGAGGGUGAGACCAACUGGUUGAUUGUGGCUACAGGGGUGGCAGACUGUUACUUCAAUGUGGUUGACUUACCAGCAGGGGGCGCCUUCAGGUUCAGGGUGGCAUGUGUGAAUAAAGCUGGGCAAGGCCCCUACAGCAACCUCUCAGAGGUAGUCACCCUGGAUGUUUCCGAACCAGCUAAGUCCAGUGCUACUGUUGUGGUCAAGACUGCCCCUGCAACUUCUCCCCCUCCCCCAGCCCCAGCUCCAGCUCCAGCUCCAGCUCCAACCCAGGCUCCAGCUCCAGCUCCAACCCGGGCUCCAGCUCCAGCUCCAGCUCCAACCUGGGCUCCGGCUCAAGCUCCAGCUCCAGCUCCAGCUCCAACCCGGGCUCCAGCUCCAGCUCCAGCUCCAGCUCCAGCUCCAGCUCCAGCCCCAUCCCCAGCUCCAGCUCCAGCUGUGGUUAAAUCUCCCUCCCCAGUGACCAUUAAAUCCUCUGUGCACGUCGAGCCAAGCCGACCUGUAGUCACACCCCCUGUUAGUACAGCUCCUCCUGCACAGACCACCACAGCUCCACCAGCCAAAGCCAAGACCACCCUGAGCAUCAGCAUGAGCAAACCCCAAACCAAACUGGCACCUCCCCCUGUUGUCCCCCCCAAACCUCGAAGUCCUGUGAGUGCAAACCCCACCAUCACCCACAAGCCCCCGUCCCCUGUACCUGCCAUUGGGAAACCUAUUUCAUCUGUUCCCAUGUACGUGCCAACUGCAACCUCCCGUGGUACUCCACCUUCUCAAACUACUUCUACUCCAACAACCACCACCACCACCCCUUCAGUCACUCCUGUGACCACCAUCUCACCGCCUGUGGUGGUGGUGCAGAGUUUGACGCCAGUAAUGCAGGGAGGAGAUGGCAGGGGAAUCCCAUCAGGGAGGAUCACACCAUCAGGGCGGGUCACACCUUCAGGACGCAGGACACCACUUGGCAAGCCAGGAGAAGGAUCUCUGCGCCAGGGGGUUCCUCAAAAACCCUACACCUUCAUGGAUGAGAAAGCAAGGGGUCGGUUUGGUGUGAUCCGAGAGUGCCGAGAGAACGCCACAGGAAACCUCUUCAUGGCCAAGAUUGUCCCGUACGAGGCCGACAGCAAACAGGAGGUGCUGCAGGAAUACGACAUCCUCAAGUCCCUUCAUCAUGACAGAGUCAUGGCUCUGCAUGAGGCUUACGUCACGCCGCGCUACCUGGUGCUCAUCUCCGAGUACUGCAGCGGGAAGGAGCUGCUCUUCAGUCUCAUCGACAGGUUCCGUUACUCAGAGGAUGACGUGGUGACCUACAUCGUGCAGAUCCUCCAGGGUCUGGAUUAUCUCCACACUCGACGAAUCCUCCACCUGGACAUCAAGGCAGAGAACAUCAUCGUCACCUACAUGAAUGUUAUCAAGAUCAUUGACUUUGGCAGCGCUCAGGCGUACAACCCUCUCUUCCUCAAACAGUUCAGCCCUCCAAUCGGAACACUGGAGUACAUGUCUCCGGAGAUGUUGAAAGGGGAUGUUGUGGGCCCUCCAGCUGACAUCUGGAGUGUGGGUGUGCUGACUUUCAUCAUGUUGAGCGGCCGGUCGCCUUUUAUUGAAAUUGAUCCUCAGGAGACUGAAGCAAGGAUCCAGGCGGCAAAGUUUGACCUCUCUAAACUCUACCAGAAUGUGUCCCAAAGUGCCUCUCUGUUUCUUAAGAAGAUCCUCUGUAGCUACCCGUGGGCCCGUCCCUCCAUCAAGGACUGCUAUAAUAACUCCUGGCUUCAGGAUGCCUACCUGAUGCGCCUUCGUAGGCAGACUCUCACCUUUACAACCACCCGUCUCAAGGAAUUCUUGGCCGACCAGCAGCGCAAGCGAGAGCUGGUGGCCACCAAGCACAAAGUCCUCCUGCGGUCCUACCAGAGCUCGCCACAAACCCCCACCAGCCCUGCCAUGCCAAAUGUGCCAACCACACCCACUGCUCCUACUACACCUGUCACCCAGUGAAAAAAAAGGCUUCCACAAACCAGUUGGCAGGACUUUAGGACCAGACGCUGGGCCACGAGGCGGGGUUGUUCCUUCAGGUUUGGGUUGUUGAGCUUGGUCAGAGGAAACUAGAGAAAGCAGCAGUGGCUGAGAUCCACAGAGACGUGUUCUUUUUUCUUUUCUGGGCUCUUAAAGAGAAUCCAGAAGGAUUCUUACACUGAAAGGAAACUCUUACAAAGUUACAAGAGCCUGACUGCAUUUUUAUACGGUGGACCUCGAUCAUACAAAGCACGAUGUUGUGUUCAAGUUUGUACCUCAAGGUUUGUAACUUUGCAUAUUUUUGGAUAAAAUAUUCUAUUUCUUACGGUCAACUCUACGAUGACUAGAGUGGGUACAUAUUAAUACAUCACAAUACCCCACAAUGAAGGCCCCAAAUAGCUGUUACAGAAGCAAAAACAAUGCAUUAUAUAAGUAAAGGGUUUUCACAAGAUACCAGAAUAAAAAUAUUAAAUAUAUUUAAAGCAAAGACAGCUGAAUAUUAGCAACAUCUUGACAUUAGACAAGUUUUAAAAUGUCGCCUGACCAGAGGUUUCUUCUAUAAUGUCUGAUUCUUUACACCCAACAAACGAGUUACCUUUUUAAAGCGUAUUCUAUUUAAUGAAAGCAGUGUUAUCUUUGCUACAGUACCAGAGUUUUUAUACUACUGUAGCAUCUCAAUGAUUGUCAAGAUUGUAAGAAUGUAGCUGUUCCAGUUUCAAGUUUUUAAGUCAGGAGGAUUCUCUGCAAGGGCUAAAAGAAAAGCACUCCUAUAAUUAGCAAACAUUUCUUACCUUGUGGCCAAAUCUCGGAUGAUAAGUAUUUUCUUAUUCUUACAAGCAGAAUUUAUUCUUUCUAAUGUGUUAUCAGAUCAUCUUUGCCCCAAGGGAUGAUGGGAAUAGCAGAGCUGUCACUGUGUUGGCAGGCGCAAUGGUCCCUUCAGCACAAAUAAGCUAACAAGCAUCACAUUGGCUUCCAGGUGAACUGGACUCUUCCACAGCAGCCCCGUGUAAAGAAUCAGGAUUGAUCAGCCAUGUGGAAAUAAUCACUAACACUUGAGUUUACUAAAACGAGGCUCGCAAGGUCAUGAGGCUAGACCGCUGCAGAAACCCAGCGCUGAUACUGGGGUGCAUCCAAGUGCCCUUAAAGAGUUAGCACGAGUCAGCAUAAAAAAAUCUUUACUAUUUAUCAACGAAAGAUGUUUAUUAAGACAAUUUUAAGAGUACCAGUCCUUAAUCUAGCUCUUUAAAAGUGUUUCUUCAUUUGGUUUUAUAAAUUACAGUUUUUUAAAUAAAGUAAGAUUCAAGAUUUAUAUUUAACAUUGCAUUUGACUUAAUUAAGGGUCAUACACCAUCUCAUACAAGCUAACAAGACACUGUACAAAGUUAUCAAACUGAAUAUGUCUUAUGCAGAUUUGAAUCCCCAACAGUCUGUACAAGCAAAAAACAAACAAUCCACAGAGCUCCAGGGGAGAGAAAAGAAAUAAGACAUUGUGAAACAAAGUCAGUAUGAGAUACAUCAGAGUAUACGCCAUUAAAACAAUUCAAUUAUUUAUUUUUUUCUUACCCACAAGAAACUGUCAAAAGCUGAGAUACCUGACUUCUGAACUGGUCGAUUGUCACACCGUCACAUUAAAUCAGAAAUGUUUUCUCAUUUUUACUUCAGGUUCAGUUCCAUAAAACAUCAAAUAUUUCUUUUGUUAGUCAUUUUUCAGACAGAGUCAAAAUCAUUGUGUUUGUUUUGACCUUAAAGGAAUCAAACAUAACUGACACACUUAUGUUCUGAUCCCUCCUCACAUAUUUACAGUAGAUAAAUGUCUCAGUCGUCUUUUUCUGUUUGCCUUACAUGGUGAGUUUAAAUUCAGAUGAACACAGGAAUGUAAAACAUUUGCACAAAUGUCCGUUUAUAGUUACUAAGUACAGAUUUGCACACUUAACACACAAGUGUAUUAAUGACAGAAUGGAUUCACUUAAAGAGUGCAUUAAAGAAACUCAAUCAGACACUAGUCUCCAACUAUAACUUAUAAAGCUGCGACACAGAUGAGGGAAAAUCCAGAGUUGUUUUAUUCUGUGUUCUGACUGACAGAUUGUUAACUAUUCUAAGACACUAUUUUAUUAGUUCUGUAUGUUCCGAUGCUACUGCUUGAGAAAAACUGCAGCUCUUUGUCUUUUUCCUAUGCAGAGUAGAUUUCAUCACACAAGACUCGUUUCAACUUAAAAACAUGCAAGAUAUGCAUGACAAUGCAAAGAUGCAUUAACUCAAACGUCUGUGCAAUAUAUAUCAUGUUCUUUAAUCAUAUACAAUGAAACUACAACUGUUUGUAAGCAGACGACAGGGUUUUGAAGAAGAUGUUGAAUGCUCCACAUUUUGUAUCGAGAUCCUAUGCCGUAUUUUGUGGAAUGUGUUGCAGUGCCUCGUGAUGGAUAUUAGACCCACAGAGAAAAUAGUUUGUUACAUGAAUGACAAGUUCUUUAUUUUGAUUAUAUGGAUGUGACUGCUUUGUGUGUGGUUCGCAAUUUGUUUAUUUAUUGAGUGACUGUAUUUGUUACAGCUUCUGCUUUUUAUUUUGUGAACUCUCUGAAUCUGGCAUGGAAAAGGCAUGACAGCUGUUCAAAAAGCUAUGGAAAUAAAGAAAUAAAUAUAUGAA
Notolabrus celidotus (New Zealand spotty) is the source of this 13534-nucleotide messenger RNA. RefSeq names its product striated muscle enriched protein kinase b (gene spegb). The coding region runs from base 1 to 10872 and encodes 3623 amino acids. The record is from RefSeq and is a predicted model, not a curated record. Gene Ontology annotation, biological process: protein phosphorylation. Gene Ontology annotation, molecular function: protein binding; ATP binding; protein kinase activity. Lineage: Eukaryota; Metazoa; Chordata; Actinopteri; Labriformes; Labridae. The transcript has 42 exons.